AUGGGGAAGAGGCGGUUUGCGCAGGUCGGUUCCAGCGAGGAGGAGGAAGAGAGCAGGUCGGGAGAUGGACGGUGGCACGACAGGAAGAUGCAGAUGAAGAGCGUAGAGCUUGUAGAGUCGUCGGCGUCGGUGCAAGACCAGAACUGUCGCGGAAAUAAGAGAGAUGACGGGGCAGAGGAGCGGGAGGAUGGGAAUGGCGAUGCGCGGCCGGUUGGUAGUGUGAUCAGAAUUUCGGGGAAGGGAACGGAGAUGAAGAAGUAUUAUGCCGCGUUCGAGUACAACGGAGAUACAUACGAGCUCGUAAGAUUCUGGGGACGCUUAACUUUUAACUCCUCGUCGUUUAGUUUUCUUGUUCGCAUCUAAACUGAGUGUAGGGUUUCCGUUGUUUUUCUCUGUUUUCCUAGACGAAGACGGACCCGUGCAAUGCUUUCAUAGGUCGGGGUGAGUUUCUUUCGUUCUAACCCGUUCGUGCUUUUUUUCAACCCUUCCGACUAGGAGGAUUCGGUGCUCCUGACUCCCGAAGAAGAAUGUGAGAAACCGUUUGUUGCUAUAAUCAAGGUGGUUUCCCUUUUACUUUUCGUAUUUGGCUUCUUCAGUUACCUUGAAAAUUUUAGUUUUUAAAGGAGACGUGGCUCCUAUCUUCAUAUGCUCUGCCUGAGUUUCACUGAUAAAGAUCAAUGAAGAGAAAACCAAAAAGACGAAGCUUUCAGCCUAUUGACAUAAAAACACUAUAGGGUGCGCGCUCCCAUCUCAUGUUUGAGACGUCAAUAGUUUAUAAUGGUUCUGCCAGAAAUUCUUUGCAGUAACCUCAACAAAUUUUGUUUCCUAUUUCUUGGCAUUGGGUUUUCCAUGCAGACUCCAUAGGUGUCGCAGUAGCCGCGGUUUUGGAUACUCUUCAAUACAAACUUUUUCUUCACAUGAUUGUACCUCUGACUGUAUAUUAAAAGCUUCUAUGCACAGUGCAAACGUUAUGUUAUGCUUGUGAAGCUCCAGUGGGAGAAGAUAUCUUCUCACCACAUAUAGAAAAUUGGCCGAUUUUCUGAUUUUUAAUGUUUACUAUGACGAGAUUGAGAGCCUGCUGUCAUAGUACUUUGCAAAGAAGCGUAGUUUACAUGAUGUCUCCACCAACAAUCUCGUCUGGUUGAGGGUGAAAUCAUGUAUCUUAGGGCUGACUCCAUGAAAUAAGAUUCGUCUCUCCCUUCUGAUUUGUCUCUUACGUGUUUACAUUUGGACUAUUUUUUUUAUCUUCUGUAUUUUGUGCUCAUGUUUUAAGCACCCCUUUUCUUCUGGUUAGUUCAUGAUAUAUGACUUUUCUUUCACAGGAGAUCACGCAGAUUUCCACUGGCAAUGUAAUGGUUAACGGGCAGUGGUUAUACAGGCCUGAAGAAGCAAUGGAGAAAGGUGGUGGUAAUUGGUUGACAGUUGACUCCAGGGAACUCUUUUAUAGCUUUCAUUUUGAUGAGGUUCCUGCUGAAUCUGUAAUGCACAAGUGUAUAGUGCAUUUUGUGCCACCACACAAGCAAUUACCAUCUCGUAUGAAACAUCCAGGUUUUGUCGUGAAAAGAGUUUAUGAUGCUAUUAACCAAAAGCUUCGGAAAAUAACAGACAAAGGUUUUGCGGAUGAUAGUCAACAGGAGAUUGAUCGAUUGAUGAAGAAAACUCAAGAAAAUUUAGGAGAACUUCCAGAUCGCGAUAAUGAUUCGAAGGAAAAAUGUGAUAUCAUAAAUAAACAGAUGCUUCUAGUUGAUGCUUCUAAUGCUGGUAAUGAGUUGACAAGAUCUCCCAUUCAAUCAAAAGAAAAGAAUGCUUCAAAUUUAUGUUUAAUUCUGAAGCAAUGUCGAGUUUGCACUGGGGACCGUUACCGUGAUAAGUGGUUGGAGAAACUCCUUCAAGGAAUUCAGUUCGUCUGCCAGUUAAACUCUAUGUUGGUGAAAGAUAGUGACAAGAGAAAGGAUUCUACCCGUAAGACAAUGACCAUCUCAGGAGUAACCAGUGAGGCAGACACGAUGAUUUCAAAUGUAGGUGAUCACUCCCUCCCUCUCUCUCUAUUCAGUCCAUUGAUGGAAAAUUUACGAUGUAGUUGUCUUGAUUUUCCUAGUUUAGUUUAGGAAUUUUUAGUCAUUUAUGAUAUAGUUCAUGGGGUAAUAUAAUAUCCCACCUUGGAAAGUUUUUUCCUCAUUUGGCUUUUUGAGACAUUUUCUUCUACAACUUUCUCAGUCAACUUCUGGGAGCUUGAUUGUUGUGUAGGGGGGUGAGCACAUUGUUUGGCCUGAUGAUGCUGUCCUAGCUGUCGCUGCACUUGAGAAGGCUGUUCAUGAAGCUCUUUGCUCUGAUUUUCAGAAAUAUAAUCAGAAGAUGCGUCAGUUGGAUUUUAAUCUCAAGGUCGGGAAUAGCCUUUUUUUUUUCUCGAUUUUGGCUGUUUAUUUCCAACCAUGUUUAAAAUGCUUUCUAGUGGCAUGCCAGUUGUGUACACAUUGAUUUUAUGAAAGUGUGGAUAGGCAUGAUGUCUCUUGAAGGGCUCCUUUACUUCUCUAUUGACCAUGGAUUGUAGCGGUAAUGAUGACACCGAAAUAUUUCUAUUUAGAAUCCGGUUUCACUCCUUGCUGUUUUAAACAUGAGCUAAAUACUUCGUGUCAUAGAAGGAUUGGUAACUCCAUAGGUUCACUCUGUGCUCGUUUUGGAAUACAACUGAAGUGUUUAGACGCAUGCCCUUUGACAUCAGGGGUCCUUUUGUGGCCCAUGAUCCCCUGUAAGGUGUGUGGGACGUUCUGUCAUACUUGUCUUUAGAGUCAAAGUUUGGUGAAAUAUGUCCUCCCAUGAUGUUUCUUUUAUAUCUUCUUAAUAAACUAACAAAUUUCAAGUGCUAGUGUUGGUUUUAAAAAGGAUGGUUAAGCUAUUAAAAAAUUGUUUUUUGCUUAGACAAAAUAACUAUGCUCGUUGUUGAUGUGAACAGUAUAAUUUUUAGUAAAGAAUGAUAAUUUUUUUAAUUGUAAAUGUUGACACCAUUGAUUCAAGUUAAGCAAUGGAGACACCUACGAUGUAAGUUGUCAAUCCUUGCAAGUGAAUCAUAGAUUUUGUCUGCAAGUGGAUCAAAGAUCAUGUCUACAAGAGUCGGUCCUAGAAGUGAAUCAAAGAUCCUGUCUACAACUGUUAACGUCUAGAACAUGAAGCUAAAAACAGUUGUAGUAAAAAUAGAGUUGUUAUGUAAGAGUCUAGUGUCAAUACCUAUAUAGGAAACAAAAAACCGUGCACCGAGGAUUGAUAUUUAAGAAGCAAGUGUCAACACCUAUGCUGAAAUACAGAGUAUUUUCCAUGGAUAAAAAAAAUUGAGGCCGAAAAAAGAAAAGCGUCACCAUCGUCAUCCAGAGGUGUUGACACUAAGAUGUUUGAAAAGGAAAAAUUGUGAAUGUCAACAUUUGCACGAGGACCAACACCACUAAAAUCACGGCAGUAUUACUUAAGACAACUGUAAAUGAAUUACUCUUAAAAAUUGACCAUUUUGUGUUCGUUGGAGGAGAAAUAUUUGGUUGUAGUUAUCUAGGGACCUUAGGGUAUAAAUCCCAAGAAAAUGAGGUAUUUAUAAGCCUGCAUGAAUUGAAAAUUCAAAGCAUGGGAGCUAGUUUCUUUCAUAUUGUUUCAAAAGGUCUUCAUCUGACAUAAAGUUAAACAUCCAAGAUUUACCUGUGUUUUACAAGCUUUAGUGUAGAUCAUGUAAGUUAGACUUUCAUUUUCCUUUCUUUAUAAAAUUUAGGUUUGCUACUGUGGAAAAGUUACAUGUGUGAAGGGUGGGGUUAGCACUUUGAGAUGCAACUGGGUGUAAGACCUGGAGCAUCCUGGGAGGGCGACUUGUGAAGACCUGGAGCUCACUUCUAUGCCAAGAGGAUUUACGUCUUUGGAUGACUUGUGCAUUGAAUCUCCCAGAUCCUGUUCUAUUUAUGAAAAGACUAAUCUAAUGGUCCCAUAUGUUGUUUCUUAUGGAUUGGGUUUAGAGCUUAAAUUUUGAGGGUUACAUAAUCUCUGAAUACAUUAAAUUCAAGUAGAACUUUUUGACUUCACAUUGUUUAAGUUGAGUCACAAUUUCCAAUUUUCUGUCCGAGAUGAGCUUGGAAAGUAUAGACGUAUCAAAGGUCCGAAGAUGGUGUCGGGCAAUAACAUGCCUAUCUUAAACAUUGUAUAACUUUUUAAAACCCACGCUUCAAUCCUAGAAGGCUCUCAUUAUCUGGGAAAUACUACAUAUGAAAAUCGCAGACGUAAAGUUUGACAUAAGAAUGCAUAAACUCCUCCCACUUAAGAUGUUGCUCAGGGAAAAUUUAUACAAAAAAAAUGAAUGCGAUCAAGAAACGGAUAGAGACCGCACAUCCAUUUCCAGUUUUUAUUCCAUCGUCAACAUAGAAAGUGAUUAAUAAGGUUCUCAAACUUUGUAGAUUUUGUCGGUGUGUGAAUUUAUUCUUCUAUGUUAUUUGAGUAUUGUGACAGAUGAAGUUUAUUGCCACUGAGGUUUUGAUGAAAUAAGCACUAGAGGAACGAAUUACUAAUUAAUUAGAUUAUUGAACAAUGAAACUUGUAAUUUUGUAUUAUGUGAAACGGUCCUCCUUUCCUAGCAUUGUCUGUAUUUGCUUCUCCUUAGAAUGUCUUGAAAAAUUCGUAGCUUUAUUCAUUUCCUUUGUAUUUCAUUUUUGUGAAGCGUGGAAGCAUUUUUUUUUUAUUGGUGUGGCUGCAUUAGAUUCAACUUUUAUUGGAAUUCUCCUCCAUAGGAUUUAGUUCAAUCAUAUGUAGGCAUCACAUUUUCUUGAGAUAUGUUUCCACAUCUUAUGCUACCAAUUCUAAUGCUAAUGAUUUGCCAUUAAUCUGCUUUGGCUUGAAGAACUUGAUUCCAAGAGCUUGUUAUAAAACCCAGGUAUAAGUUUUAAAGUGAGCUGGUAAGGCAACAGCAACUCCAUUAAUGUGCUUCUUCAACAAAUCUACAUCAGAAUGGGUGAACCCUCAUGUCAGACAAGGGGAUUAGGCUGUUGUAGUAAAGCCCAUAUUGUAGAUCUGAAGAGGUUAAUUGCUUAGAAGUAAAUGAAAGUUUGCCUAGGACAAAUAUCUAGUGAGUGAAGUUUCAUUUGGCGAUCAUGGCCUUUUAAUUUAUCAUUUUAAGGUGUGCAUUGUUAUUGUCGAAUUUCCUUCAAUUCCUGCAUAUCCUCGAGGAAAAGCCUUUUCAGGUAGAGAGAGGGAAAGGAACUUCUAUUCUAAUGAGGGAAAUAUUCUGUUACAUCAAUUCACAACAGAGGUCUGGUAUUUAUAUCAGACCCCUCGUGGAAGGUUCUGGACAUGUGAACCUUACACUAGGAAGGGAAAAAGACAAUAAGACAGACAUGUAAACCAUCACGUGACACACUAAGGCAGAGUAUUUUAGCAGUUAUCAAUUCGAGCAUGCCAAAUUCUUUGUUAGAAUUGGUUUUGAUUCAUACUCAAUGAUUUUCAUCAUAUCCUGUUCUCACAUCACUUCAGCAUCUGGUUGCAUUACGCUUAAAUAUAGCUACCAUUUGCAUUCAGGAGUUUCAGAAACCGUUACUACCUUCUAUUGUCGUAAUAUGACUUUGGCAUCCUGAGGUCUGUCAGAUGUCUGAUAUUAUUUUUUUUCCGUUUACAGAAGAAUAUGCUGUUAGCUAAACGUUUACUGAAGAAAGAGCUGGAGCCUUCAGUGCUUUUAAGCAUGUCUCCAAGUGAGUUGAAGGUACACAAUUUGGUAGCCUGGACCGUCUACUUUUCAAGCCUUGUUCAAUAAGUCUAGGAGUUUACAUAAUCUUCAUCUUCAAAACUCGUAGCAAACAAGAUCUAUCUGAUGCCCGUCUUGAAACACUAGUCACGUGUGAUUAUGACAUCCAUAAUCACCUCUCUGAUGUAAUACAAUAAAAUCCGAGCUAAAUGUGAAUUAUAUUCUCUCGCAUAUAUUGAGUUUGCAGCUGUCUUUUUUUUUCCUUUCCAGAGGAUUCAUAAUUUACCCUGCUAAUUUAUUGUAAUUGUCAAGUCAAGCUCUAACCCUAAUUUUUCAUUAAAAUCAAUAAUGCAAACCAUCUUGAAAAUCGUUUUUUUUAUUGCAAUGAUACCUCCUAGUUUGACUGCCUGCAUUUCUUACGAUCCACCACCGUUGAGCAUUCUGUCUCAACGUUAGUUCCAAGCUCACGUCUUGAGGCGGCUGAAAUGAUGAUCUAUUGCAGGAUGGAUUACUCGCGGAUGAAAAAGAUACCCAGAAACCUGAGCAAUCAAGACACAUGAAGGUUACCCAUUUGACUGUCGACUAGUGAUAUCACAUAAAGAGGCUUGUACAUCAGUCUCUCCUGCGCUAAGCUCGAUACUCGCCUUGUGCUGGCAGAUGACAGAUGCUCGAUGCUCUAGAUGCUCGGAGCAGAAUGCAGGUGUUGUGGAUAUCAUCAACGCUGGAGGAUCCGGUGAACGAUAUCAGGUCUGUCGAUUAUUCUCUUCUUCCUCUUCUCGUGCCAUUUUACUCCUGAUAGUUGUAUUCUUGGUCACUCCUUUCUUUCAUUUUAGGUUAGCCAUCUCUAGUAAUCCAACUGUUCGAUAUAAUUUUGUAGUGACCGCAAUACUACCUACAUUUAGACAUUAUCUCUGAAAAGCUUGCAAUAUGUUGACUUUUUAACGGAGAUAAUACUUUCAUACACUUUGAAACGAGGAAGAUCGACAGACAUUGGAUUUUCCUAUACUUAAACAUGCUCGCAUUGAAUUAUGUGACGCAUGUGACAAAAGAGUAAGUAUCGCUUUCAUUCAUGUGCUUACAUUGGAUUUUGCUGAGUUUUGACUUUGGCCCCCAAUAUUACCCCCUUUUUGGCGAAAUGGGUACCCAUCAUCUUUGUGACAUCCCUAGCUCUUUGGUGAGCUCAGAAACAGGUCAACGCAUGAAUAUGGCGAAACCGAAUCGUCCCUAGCUCUUAUGAUAUUAGUUAUCAGCGUAUGAAAUCCUCCUGGGUUACUGGAACAUGGGCGUGCCUUUUGUCCUCUCUGGUUCGACGAUCGGUUUACUAAAAACGGUGGGUGGUUUCCUCUGCGUCAUCCAUCCAGUUGGAGUGCACGGGGUGCGGCCGAACGUGGUACGCCCCCGCGGACGAGGUCGCGACGUUGAUCUCGGACGCGCCGCCGAACGCCGCCGGAGAUCUCGGAGCCAAGAUCGACGCCGUUGAGAAGAACUCGAUCGGGCCUCGCGUCCCUGAGAACCCCGCCGCCGCAGCCGUUCUUCCCGAGUCAACGGCGCCUAAGGUUCCCGUCGCAGUAAAACAGAGGAGGCCACUUAAACAGGCCUGA
Spirodela intermedia is the source of this 7302-nucleotide messenger RNA. Lineage: Eukaryota; Viridiplantae; Streptophyta; Magnoliopsida; Alismatales; Araceae. The record is from the annotation of a GenBank genome assembly.